Paramormyrops kingsleyae is the source of this 3936-nucleotide messenger RNA. The record is from RefSeq and is a predicted model, not a curated record. NCBI's taxonomy places the organism in Eukaryota, Metazoa, Chordata, Actinopteri, Osteoglossiformes, Mormyridae.
GUGGUCAGUUUGUUUAGAAACAUCAAAGUUCAUCAUGCAAACAAAGUUCAUCGCGUCAACUCCAAAGAGUUAAAGGGGGUUAAACGCAACGAUCCGUAUGUUUACUGUCAAUAUUGGCAAAUUCUGAAAUAGUGACAAAACUUGCGAAACGCUUUUUUUCGCCUUCAAGUUACUUUCUGCCAUGAUCAAGGUCCAAAUGUCCUGUAGGUAAAGCUGGUAUACGCUUGUUUCGCUCCAGCGCAUGGACUGUACCCAUUAUACAUGCAGUUUACAAGGAAUUCAUGGGUUGGUAUAUAUCUUAAAAUAUGUUUAGAAUCGUUGCCAAACGUUAACACGCGAUUAUUCGCAGUCAGCAAUUCAAAGCGAACAGUUACUAAUAGUGCUUAUAGGAUUAUGGAAUCGCUGUAUAAUGUCUGACGCCCCAAGAACAAUGUGCUUGGCCUUAAGUGGGAGAUUAACGUCUAGUUGCGCUUGCGUGAGUGUCUUUGGGGGAGAGACUGACGGUUCCUGGACGUGAGGUCUCGGUCGGUGCCGCCGCUGCCGGUGAAGCUCUCUCUCCCCCCCCCCCCUCCUCGCUCUCUGGCUGCUGUGUUAUUUUCCAGCUCGGAGCCCCAGCCCGCGUGGCUCGAUCGAUUCGCAUUGAUUGUCCCUGACGAGCUGCUCCACUUUCCAGCCAAUGUCAGCCAGUCUGCGAUCGGGAAGAAGAGAAAUGAAGGAAAAUCUCUGCCGCCCUGGCGGUGUCAUUUCCACACACUUCAGUUGGCCGCCUGCCAGCAGACAGGACACUCACAAGAGGUGGAGUGGACUUCAGCGUUUGCAAGAAGAGGAGCCGGCUACCUCGCUGGCCUGAGCGACGAUUUCGGUUGACCACUGCCCACCCACCUUAAAACUGUCAAAUUAUACCUGCCAUGUGACAUAAUUAAGCUUGCUCUAAACACGAUAUACCUUUAAUUGUACCCUGUGUUUACCUACAUAAGAGGCACCGCAUAUAGCCUAUGCAUGUAUAUUGAUCACACGUCGGUUCCAACUCGUCGUUUAUUAUCGACUUUGUUUUAGUUAAACACGGGCAGAAAUGAUUACUUGGUUAGGUGUAUAUAUGUAUCCAUCGACAAAAUCUGAGCAGUGUGUGUUGUACGGGAGAAAUUUGCGAAUGUGAAAAAUCAAUAGUGAAAUGCGCGAGACAAGAUGUUACGUGAUGAUGUAUAGUACAGAUUCAUAUGACAUGCAACUUUUAGUGUUUUAUAAAAGGAUCGCCGCGUCUGUAAUCAUAUGUAGCGUACAAUUACAAAACCAUUAAUAUUCAAUAUGUUUUAAAUAGACGGGUAUUAAAUAUUAUUGGUAUAACUUAUUCGGGGGUGCCGUUAUGGUAAGAUAGCUGUCACCUAAAGUGGGUAAUGAGACUAUUACGUAGAAAAAUGCACCCCAAUGUACACAGUGUAUAAUCCAGAACACGUAUAUUUAUCUUAUGGCUGAAGAAUUGGCUUCCUUCCCCGCCACUCUGUAGGACCUCCGUGGAAAUGCUUAUAUUUCCGUCAUAUAUUUUACGUUGCUAAGUACUGAGUAGCCUACGUUUGAGUCUGGAAGUCAAAUUUAAAUAAAUGCCAUGUCACAUGACAUUUAAACUUUUUUGUAUCACAUCAAAAGCACAGCAACAGUAACACCAGAAACAUUAUUAUUAUUGUUGUUGUUGUUGUCAUCAUCAGUAGUAUAAUUAUUGUGGUAAUGUUAUGGUCCUAAAACUUGGUAUUACUAAAAGGAAGAAAUUAAUAAAAUAUUUUUUUCCAAUAAUAUAAUAAUGUACAAGGCAUUUUAAAAUCAUAACUAAUUCCCCAGCUAACUUCUUUCUUCACCGCUACAAUUGUCAAGUGCAGAAACACUUCAACAGAGCAUGUGCUCCGUUUGUUUUACAGGACAGCCGAGUCAAAGUUCUUGGGAUGUAGAGGUGGGAUAGCAAGAAUCGAAAGGUUGGAGCCCACACGCUUGCCUCCGAGAAACAGGCACGCCGACGGACCGCUUGGACGGUGGGAUCACUCCCCUCCGCUCGGAUCUGCUUUGCUUACAGUCGGCCUGAGUAACAAUGUGGACGAAGGCGGAGCUCUAGAGUGCGUUCCUGGGCUCCGGGGGCUUCCAUUGGUUGACCCAUCAGCGGGGGAGUGGUCACUCUCACCUGGGCUUUGAGCAGACGGUUCGCCAUCGGCAGGCCCCCCCCCCGCCCCCCGCACGUGCUGGACCAUGUCUAGCGGGCGUCCCGAGGGAAGCCACAGCGCAGAGGCCCCGGACAAGAGCAGCUGCGGGGAGGACGGCCAGCCCCCUGCCCCGGAGCGGCGGAGUCGCAGCGGCAUCAUCAGCGAGCCGCUCAGCAAGAGCCUGAAGAAGUCGCGAGCUCUGUCGCAGUACACCGCCAGCUGCUCAGCCGCCAACGGACUCGCCCACAACGGCACCGCCGACGCCAAGGGCAAUGCUACCUCCACGCAGCAGCGGGCCGCCAAGGCGGAACGGGCCUCGGAGCCGGCCCUCGAGGGACACAACGGGCUGCAUUUUGCCCAGGCUGCCGAACUGCUGAAGCGGGCCGGCAUGCUCCUGCCCGGGGAGCAGGGUGGCGGCGCGGGCGACCCGGACGGCGUGUCCGCGGCGGACGCCGUAGGCCCUGCCGACUUUCCCUACAUCGGCGGCUUCCCCUUCAACCCGGGCCUCUUCAUCAUGACGCCCGCCGGAGUCUUCCUCGCCGACAGCGCGCUGCACAUGGCCGGCCUGGCGGAGUACCCCAUGCAGAGCGAGCUGGCCUCCGCCAUCAGCUCGGGCAAGAAGAAGCGGAAACGCUGCGGCAUGUGCCCGCCGUGCCGCCGGCGCAUAAACUGCGAGCAGUGCAGCAGCUGCCGGAACCGCAANACGGGCCACCAGAUCUGUAAAUUUCGCAAGUGCGAGGAACUUAAAAAGAAGCCGUCCGCUGCACUGGAGAAGGUGAUGCUGCCGGCGGGGGCAGCGUUCCGGUGGUUCCAGUAGGACUGUGAUCCCGACGCUCGCCAGCGGAGUGUGACGGCACCCCUUCCACCCCCCCUGCCCCCCCCCCCAGCUUGGAUUGUCUUGGGCGCCUGGGACCCCCUGGCUGAACCACAAAACGCUGAAGUCAAAAUGCAUAUUACUAAUGGAUGCACCUUCAUAUUCCUGAACCAAAAAUAAAUGUACAGAGAUCUAUGGCAAUUCAUUCUCUUUUCUAUGUUCCGUUUUGGUACCUUUUUGUCCUUUUUCCAGCAGAUUUCAGUCAUUUUGACAUGGAACUUCUCAUCGCCAAACUGUAAUGAGGGAUUGAGGUGUGCGGACAAUCAGCUAAGCUCUGUGUUCGGUGUUCAUGUCGUUUCUGUGUGGAAAGAUACUGUACUUGUGUAGAGAAUGUAAAUUUACAGCUAUAUUUUAAGAGACUAGCAGCUAAUGACAAGCACUCUUGUAAGUCGGCAUCAUUGUUUUUACUUACAACCCUCUGUAUUUUUCGAUUGGUUAUUUUUUUAUAUUUUGUUUCAUUUCUGUUUUGUUACGUGACUGAAGAGCAGUUUUGAAAACUGCCCAGUGUUUGAUAUUAAAAGCGAAACGUCGACGAUAUAGAAUUGCGAUUCCUGACCGAAUAGAGAUUUUUAGUCUGACAGCCCUGCCGUGGCCCAAACUCCCAAAAAUGAGGGAAGACUCAUUUUCCGCAGUAGUUUUCAGAUGACAGCAGAAAACGCCGCCCGUCAUUCUCCCCUGCACCCUUCACUGGCGGCCCCAAGUCUCCGCGUCCCGGAGAGGCUCACACUGCUGACCGUGUGCGGGGGCCCCGGGCUCUGUACGAGGUGCGGCGCUCCAGUGGCAUCGUCCAUCCACUGCACCGCCACUGCAUCUCCGAAAGGAAUCCCUUAUGUUUGUAUUAAUUUAGAAACCUGGGCUGUUUUUUUUUUUUUUUUG